Molecule: messenger RNA, 4120 nt
Organism: Cydia splendana
Lineage: Eukaryota; Metazoa; Arthropoda; Insecta; Lepidoptera; Tortricidae
Product: solute carrier family 12 member 9
Exons: 20
Coding region: 190-2985 (931 amino acids)
Biological process (GO): chloride transmembrane transport; potassium ion homeostasis; cell volume homeostasis
Cellular component (GO): membrane
Molecular function (GO): potassium:chloride symporter activity
Source: RefSeq, a predicted model, not a curated record
AUUGUAAAUUUGUAUUAUCAAUAUCAAUUGAAUUCGUAUAUCCGUGCGUAUCAUCGUUCUCGAAAAGAUAACAAACAAUAUUUACACUUGGAAACAAAGCUAUGACUUCAAACUGCCGUUAUAGCGAUGUUCAACAGCUGAACCAAUAAUUUGACGCCCCAUUAUUGAAGAAACAACACAAAACCACCAAUGGCGGAGACCCUCAGCCCGCUGUCGCCCAGCACGAACCGCGGGCCCCGCGGGUUCAUGGGCUCGCUGCGCGCGCGGCUCGGUCGCACCCCUGCCACAAGAUCUGCCGGAGAAGGGUAUGUGGAAUUCGGAGAGUUCCGGUCGGAGCGGCCCGGUAUCAAGAAGGUGGGAACCUUCGCUGGAGUCUUCUGUCCCGUCGUGUUGUCCAUGUUCAGUGCUCUGGUCUUCAUCAGAAUGGGGUACCUGGUCGGCAACGCGGGUCUCCUGGUGACCUUGGCGCAGUUCCUCCUGGCUUACCUGAUCGUGGUGUUCACCGUGACCUCCAUAUGCGCCAUCUCCACCAACGGCGCCGUGGAGGGGGGAGGGGUCUACUUUAUGAUAAGUCGAACGUUAGGCCCCGAGUUCGGAGGCGCCAUUGGAACUCUAUUCUUCUUCGCUAACGUGGUCUCCAGCGCCCUCUGUAUCUCUGCUUGCACUGAAGCGCUGGUGGAGAACUUUGGACCCCAUGGAUACCUGAUCUCGGACAACCAGCCCGCGCUACCGGACGGCGACUGGUACCGGUUCCUGUACCGGUCGAUCCUCAACGCCAUAGGGUUGUGCGUCUCGCUCGCCGGGGCGUCGCUCUUCGCACGCACCAGUCUGGCAAUAUGGCUGACCAUGGUCGUGUGUUUGGGGAGUGCUAUGCUGAGUUUCUUCAUAACGGCUCCGGCACUGAUCGAGCGCCCCGAAUCCAACACACUAACCAACGUGACCUACUUCAACUACACCGGUCUCAGCAGCGCCACUCUACUUGCCAACUUGUACCCGAGAUACGGACGGGAUUACUCCACCACGGACGGGGGGUUUGCUGACUUCGCUUCUGUGUUCGGUGUACUGUUUACUGGCGUUACUGGAGUUAUGGCUGGGGCUAACAUGAGUGGUGAGCUGAAGAACCCGGCCAGCAGCAUCCCCCGAGGAACGCUGGCGGCGCUGCUGUUCACGGCGCUGUCGUACGCCGCGCUGUCGGUGCUGACGGCCGCCACGUGCAGCCGCGAGCUGCUGCAGAACAACUACGUGUAUCUGCUGCCUGUCAACAUCUGGCCGCCGUUCAUUUCUGUUGGUAUGUUGAUGGCGACAUUUUCCGCUGGCUUGUCUAACCUGAUCGGAGCGUCACGGGUACUGGAGGCGCUCGCUAAGGACAAUAUUUAUGGUUUCCUCCUCCGCCCCAUGGUGUCCCACUCCGGGAACCCCGUGCUCGCCGUCAUAGCGUCCUGGCUGCUAGUUCAAAUAGCCAUAGUGACCGGGUCACUCAACGCUAUAGCCCAGAUCAACUCUGUCUUGUUCAUGACUAGCUACUUCGCUAUUAACUUGGCGUGUUUGGGACUGGAUUUAGCUGGUGCGCCUAACUUCAGGCCGUCUUUCAAACACUUCUCGUGGCACACCUGCCUGGCCGGUCUACUGGGCUGCGCGGGAGUAAUGUUCGCGUUACGUCCCGCGCACGCCAGUGGCGCCGCCUUGGCCUGCGCGGCGCUGGUGUUGACGUUACAUGCACUAUCGCCUGCCGCGGCGUCGCCUGCUUGGGGCAGUCUUAGUCAAGCGCUUAUUUUUCACCAGGUCCGCAAGUACCUGCUCCUGCUAGACCCUCGCCGCGAGCACGUCAAGUUCUGGCGGCCGCAGAUGCUGCUACUGAUCGCCUCGCCGAGACAGCAGGCGCCGCUCAUAGACUUCGUUAAUGACCAGAAAAAGGGCGGCCUAUUCGUCCUGGGCCACGUUCGAGUCGGCGAGCUAGACGGCAGCGGCGAUCCUCUGGCAGAAGAACACAAAUAUUGGCUUCAGCUCAUUGAUCACCUCAAGGUGAAAGCAUUCGUAGAGCUGUGCCUAGCGCCCUCUGUGCGCAGCGGGGCGGCGCAACUGACUCGCCUCGCCGGACUCGGAGCCAUGAAGCCAGACACAGUGCUGCUAGGGUUCAGAGACCAGGCGCCUCCGAGGGACUUCUUCAGGGACCCCAACUCCCCAUACAAAACGGAGCAGUUCGACACGGAAACCGGGGACGUGUUCCCUCUCCGCGGCGCUGACUCGAAACUCAGCGCUCAUGAAUACGUGAGGGUCGUCGCUGACGUGCUCAGCGUCAACAAGAACGUGGGGCUGUGCAGGCACUUCCAUAAGCUGGACAUGGCGGCUGUUGAACGGAAGUCAGCAGCGCUGAAAUACAUUGACGUAUGGCUCGUAGAGCCUCUAGCAGCGCACGGGUGUUUCACAGUGCGGGCAUUGUUCGCGUUGCAACUCAGCGCCGUUGUGCGCUCAGCGCGUGGUUGGAGACACUUGCAGUUAAGAGUUUUUACCAAACCAGAGCCUGAACAAGGUGUAUUAGAAGCGGGUAGAACGUUACCAGUAAGCGAAGACGCGUCUCUAGACCCCAGUAUAGUGAACCUAGCACCAGGCAGACCGGUGCAGGAGCGACUCCAGCACCUCCUGCGACUGCUGCGUAUUAACGCCACGGCGCAUGUGAUAUCGGAGUGGCCGGCGCCGGACGAGACGAGCCGGUGGAUGGCCGACAACUCGGACCACUCCAUAUACCAAAGAGUGCCACUUACUUACCUGCAGAAGGUGAACAGUAUAAUCAGGAGUCGAAGCGGCAGUGAGACGGCAGUGACUUUCCUUCAACUGCCCGAGCCACCGCGGCUCACCGCCGAGCUAACUGACGCUGAUAAAUACAUCUGCGGACAAUAUCUACAGGUUCUAGACGAAUUCACUAAAGAGCUCUCCCCGACGAUACUGGUGCGAGGGCUGAAGCCAGUCACCUCCACGGCUCUUUAAAUAUAGGACAUAAGUUAUAUAAUAUAUCGAAAUGAGAGUAUAAGCGAAGAUAAUUGUUUGUAUUAGAUGUGUUAAGUCUAAGACAAAGUUAUAAUUCGAAUUUGACAUUAUGCGGUAAUUCUGUUAGGUAAAGCCUGACCAUUAAUAUAUGAUCAUGCGCCAUGUUGCGGAAUUUCAUUGGAACUAAUUUCUUACACUGGCAAUAAUUUUAAUGAUAGGUUGUCACUGUUGUCAGUGUCAUUGUGGCGGUUUACUUGAAUAAUACUUAAGGCGAUGGUAGCGGUGGGUAAAAUUUCAGAUUCUGUCAAUUUACCCCAUUUCACACACAAGCGCACUUCACGCACACUACCUCACUUUACUGGGACAGGUCAGUGACCCAUCAUGUUUUUUUUAAGAUUGGACUUUUAGUUUAGUAUUGACCACUAGCCUCCUUUGAGGGUAAAAGCGUUCCAUUGAAAGAUGAAAGAGAAACAAUGCAUUUAAUCUUGCUUUCCUUGUCUGUUCAUGUCACACGUGACGUACUUACCUAUUUAAUUAAUUUGAUUGUUGACUGUUUUACUACCUAAUAUUGCUUUGUCGAGAUACGCGUUUUGUACAAUUAAAGCGAAUAAAACAAGAUGUCAUUAAGUCAGAUGUAAAAUGUUAUUUACUACUCUAUACGGUUUUUCAUAAGGUGCAAAAUCCAUUCAAUAGGAAUUUAAAUAAAUAAAGUUUCAGCAGGGUGGCAAUUCCAUUUUGGCGGAUAAAGCGAAACAGAAUAGUUCUAUCGAACCUGCUUACAAAUUUUCACGAGAAUCAGUUGAGAAAUGUGAUCUGCAAAGGAGAACAUACGAAAGCAUUUUUGCCCAAGCUGAAACGGAGACCUUUGCUAACGCUCGGCCAAUGAUGGUUUAGGUACACCUAUAAAAAAUGGUUGUCCCUGCUGUAAUUUUAAUAUCUUUAUAUUUCAACGGUAUAGUUUUGCCUUCAAAAAUAAUCGGUAUCGCUAAACAAUAGCGGUAUACCUUACUACUUAUACGUUCACGAAAUCGGUAUUUGCAUAACUUGAUUGUUAGUAAACUAACCUGAAAAAUAAUCUCAAAAUCACCGAAACAUUUAUGUACAGUCACCUGCAAUAAUAUGUUACGUCAUUAGC